AUGAAUUUUCUGCGCAACAUUCUGGGCUCUGGGUCCAAGCAGGAGCUUGCGGUGAUCCCGUCAGGCCAGCUGUUUCUCAAACGGUCGCCGCACUCGGUCAAGGGCGUUUCCGAGUGCAUCUACAAGGAGGCAGCCGCCAUCAUCCGAAAGACCGAGGUGGAGUUCCAGAGCCAGCUCAUUGUCCAGAGAGUCUACGAGGAGGGCGAGGAGGCAUUCGAGGGCACCGAAGAAGAGGACCAGCUUGACGACGAAGAAUGGUGCUAUCUGAUUGACGAGGCCCUUCGAAUCAGCUACUUCAUGCAGGACGGCCAUGUGGUUGUGACAUGGAACGAUCUCAAUGGCGACCCCGGAGACCGGUUCGAAUUCAUCUGCGACACCAGCAUCAAACCCGAGGUGUAUGACAAGUUCUCCAAGGUGGCCCAGGAGUGCAUGUACGAGCGAAAGUACACUGCAAGUGCAAAGGGAGUCAGCGAAGACGAUCUCAACGAGUUUGACUACCCUCCUCCGGUAACAGAGGUCGAGGCCAAUGAGUCUACCGCCGUGGACGAGUCCGUGGCUGCUGACUUUAACGAGGUGGACAAACGCGUGGCACACGACACGGAAGGCAUCUUCGUUAAGGAGGAAGAGGAGGGGAAGAAGGAGAACAAGGCCCACGCUAGCGUGCCUACAGCUGCUCCCGAGACUGUGGCUGCCGCGGUGGCUGCGCCUGCCUCCGCUCCUGUUGUGCAGGACUUGCCCCAGUUCGACGCUCUCCUGGGAGAGAACAAUGCUGAGCUGCAUCUGUUUGAUGCCGGGACCGGUGCGUUUGAACUGCAGGCAGCCUCCACCACCGUGCGAAUUGAGGAGGUGGCCAAGCAGUGGGAGUAUUGGCUGACUGUGACGAACGGAACCAAACCCGUACUGGGCAUGCCCAUCACCUCGGAGAUGAACCCCUGCUUCAACUACGAGCAUCUGUCGUUCAUCUUCAACUACUUUGCACCUACCGGAGCGGGUUUCUCGUGGCUGCUCAAGUUUGGCUCGUUCGAGGAGCUCGAGAUCUUCCAGCAGGUGUUCAUGCAGGCUCUGUGGCAGAGACUGCAUCGUCAAAAGUACACAACCGCUCCCGAGACAGAAAAGGACUACCUUUCCGAAGCCUUUGGAGCUAUGGAUAUUGACGACGAAGGCACCACCGGUCUGGAGGAUCUUCCUGAGGAGGACGAGGAUGAAGAUGAGUUUGAGGACUGCCCCCAGGGCCCCGCACGAGACUUCUCUGAUGACGAGGAGUACGACAACGACGAGGUGUUUGGAAAGAACGACGAUCUCGACAAGAACAAGCUGCUUGCCGUCGGAACUUCCAACGACCGGUCGUAUGUUGUACGAGGAAACCGAAUUGGAGUGUUCAAAAAUACUGCCGACAACGAGCUCGAGUUUGCCACCACUAUUGAGAACAUUUCCAAGCCCGACAAGACGUCGUUCAACCCCGACAAGAUGAUGCUGCAUUACCAGGACAAGCACAUUGUGCUGCAGGACAAGUCUGAGGGCAACAACCUGUACAAGAUGGAUCUUGAGUACGGUAAGGUGGUGGACGAGUGGAAGGUGAGUGAUGACUCCAAGAACGGCGUUGUCAGCUUUGCUCCCUCGGCCAAGUUUGCGCAGAUGACUGGCGAGCAGACCUUCCUGGGAAUGGCCAACUCGGGUCUGUUCCGAAUCGAUCCCCGUCUCAGUGGAUCCAAGCUGGUUGAUAGUGAGCACAAGAAGUAUGCCACCAACAACCAGUUUUCGGCUCUGACUUCCACCGAGGGUGGCCACAUUGCUGUGGCCUCGCAGAAGGGAGAAAUCCGACUGUUUGACCGACUUGGAAUCAAUGCCAAGACCGCUCUCCCCGCCCUUGGAGAUCCCAUUCUGGGCGUCGAUGUGUCUGCUGACGGCCGAUGGAUUCUGGCCACCUGCAAGACUUAUAUUCUUCUGAUCGACGCUACAAUCAAGGAUGGCAAAUACGAGGGCGAGACCGGAUUCAAGCGGUCGUUUGCCAAGGACGCCAAACCCCGUCCCAAGCGUCUCCAGAUUUCCCCCGAGCAUGUGGCCUUCAUGCUUGCCGAGACUGGUUCUGGCUUGAACUUCACCAAGGCGCAUUUCAACCAGGGCCCCAAUUCUCGAGAGCAGACGGUUGUGACGUCUUCUGGCCCAUACGUGGUUACUUGGUCGCUUAAGAAGCUGCUGCGAGGAGACGCCAACCCCUACCUCAUCAAGCGGUACUCUGACCAGGUUACUGCUGGAGACUUCCGAUUCGGCACUGACAAGAACGUCAUUGUUGCCACCGAGGACGAUGUCAACAUGGUGUCCAAGAAGUCGUUCCGUAAGCCCACGCGGGAGUCUCUGGCGACUCCUGGCAUGCGACGGGGCACUCUGGGACGAAGUAGCAUUGUUAACGAGUUGUACUAG
This is a messenger RNA of Yarrowia lipolytica CLIB122, 2421 nucleotides long. RefSeq lists its product as uncharacterized. Gene Ontology annotation, molecular function: protein binding. Gene Ontology annotation, cellular component: nucleus; cytoplasm. The record is from RefSeq and is a predicted model, not a curated record. NCBI's taxonomy places the organism in Eukaryota, Fungi, Ascomycota, Dipodascomycetes, Dipodascales.